AUGUUCGGAUCAGUAUACCCAGCGUUGGAAGAGCUAAAACAACCACUUUCGGAGGAACAGUUGAAUGUUCUCCGCAAUCAACUCAAAUCAGAAGGACUGAAACCAUCCCCACAGACACAAUUCAAUUAUGCAUGGGGUUUGUUGAAAUCGCCAGCGCGGAAACACCAGCAGGAAGCAGUUGUGAUACUUACCACCUUAUACAAACAAGAGAGUUCCAUGAGAAGAGAGGUAUUGUACUACUUGAGCUUGGGAUCAUUCAAAUUGGGCGAUUACACCAACGCCAAACGCUACGUUGAGACCUUGUUGAAGUCGGAACCGGAAAACUCACAGGCGUUGAGCUUAUUAGAUAAUAUUAAUGACAAGAUUGCACAGGAGGGAUUGAUUGGAAUAGGCGUUGCAGGUGGUGUUUUGGCGGUGGGGGUUGGAAUAAUAGGUGCCUUGGUUAGAAGAAGCAGGAAAUAG
Lodderomyces theae is the source of this 462-nucleotide messenger RNA. RefSeq lists its product as uncharacterized. Gene Ontology annotation, biological process: mitochondrial fission; autophagy of mitochondrion; peroxisome fission. The transcript has a single exon. NCBI's taxonomy places the organism in Eukaryota, Fungi, Ascomycota, Pichiomycetes, Serinales, Debaryomycetaceae. Gene Ontology annotation, molecular function: protein binding. The record is from RefSeq and is a predicted model, not a curated record. Gene Ontology annotation, cellular component: mitochondrial outer membrane; peroxisomal membrane. The coding region runs from base 1 to 462 and encodes 153 amino acids.